Perkinsus marinus ATCC 50983 is the source of this 531-nucleotide messenger RNA. RefSeq names its product 50S ribosomal protein L16, putative. The transcript has 5 exons. The record is from RefSeq and is a predicted model, not a curated record. Gene Ontology annotation, biological process: mitochondrial translation. Bases 1 to 531 code for a protein of 176 amino acids. Lineage: Eukaryota; Perkinsozoa; Perkinsida; Perkinsidae. Gene Ontology annotation, molecular function: structural constituent of ribosome; rRNA binding. Gene Ontology annotation, cellular component: ribosome; mitochondrial large ribosomal subunit.
AUGCCGCCGAUCAAGUUCCGUCCGCCGAAACCAGUGCAGUUCCGAGUCCCAAGAGCGGCAAUUCCUGAGCUGGAGCAGAAGCCCAUCAUACAUAUGGGCAAGACCCUGAUAGCUCAGGAGGCUAAGAGGAUAAAAGCUGAGCAUUUGGAGGAGGCUCGGAAGAUACUCCGACGAAAGCUGGGAAAGCACGACUACUGCAUCAUGCUCGUCCAUGCUACUUAUCCUGUCACUAACCGAGUAGAGGGGACUAAGCGAGGGAAGGGCAAGGGAGAAAUAGCUUAUCAUGUGGCUAGGGUCCCUGUGGGCGGGGCUUUAUUUCAAAUCCCGGGUGUCCCCGGCCUACCAGGGUUGGCUCCUGAUUAUAGAGGCUUUUCUGGGAUACAGGGCAGAUUCCCUAUAAACUGCCAGUAUCGGAAUCAAACGAACAACUUCAAGAUGGACAGAGUCUGUGCGGAGGUGCCAGCAUCGGUCCAGUUGGCCAAGUGGAGACGACAAGGUCUGAUAGGAGCAGCAGCCCCAAGCUCUGCGUGA